GUGUUGGCUAUUGUCUUGUGGAUGUCACAUAAAAUGUGGACAAGAUUAUUUUUUGUGGUUACUUUAUUAGUAUUUCUAGUAAACUCUUAUCAAGUAUCAUGUGAGACUGCAGAUACAGUUGUGGUUGAGUCAAUUCCACCGGAAGUAAAUACAGAAGCGGAACUGCUAAUCGAUGAAAAUCUUCUUGGUGAUGAAAAUGAACCAAGAAGUUAUCGUGGUGCUCAACUAUGGAGAUUAUCAUAUAAAGACCAGCAGUUUAAAAGUGCAGUCUCAGAACUACAAAAGACUUACAAGACAUCAAUAUGGAAUAUCCAAAUGGCAAAUUCUUCUAAUUCUUAUGUUGAUUUAUUCGUCAAACCGGCUGUCGUUGAUGAUGCGAAAGAAUUUUUAAGGAAAGUUCAAGUACCGUUUAAUGUGAUUAUGGAUGACGUUCAAGACGCAAUUGACAAUGAAAAUCCACCGCUUGAAGAAACUGAUUUAUGGCAAAAUCGAGACGGACAUCCAAUGACAUGGACAGCUUAUCAUAAUCUCGAAGAUAUUCUCCAAUAUAUGGAUUUUUUAGCUAAAUCAUAUCCUAAUUUAUGCAGCGUAAAGACAAUUGGAAGGUCCCUUGAGAAUCGUCCAAUUAAAGUUUUAAGAAUAUCAAAUGGAGAUCCAUCAAACAAAGCCGUUUGGAUUGAUGCAGGCAUUCAUGCCCGUGAAUGGAUUUCACCAGCUGCAGUUACAUAUGUCAUUGAUCAUUUGGUCGCUAAUUGGGAUUCUGAAACUCUCGAUGUUAAAGCAAUUGAUUGGUACAUUUUGCCUGUUAUGAAUCCCGAUGGUUAUGCAUAUACACAUAAAGGCGAUAGAUUGUGGAGGAAGAAUAGACGACGUCACAUAAAUCGCCUUUGUAAUGGUGUGGAUUUGAACAGAAAUUAUGGCCACAAAUGGGGCGGUCAAGGAGCCUCACGACAACCUUGUUCGGAAACUUUUGCUGGCUCUUCAGCAUUUUCCGAGCCUGAGACAAAAUCCGUUAAUGAUUUCUUAAAGAAAUCAGGUGCCAACUUCAAAGCUUCACUGUCAUUCCACAGUUAUGGACAAUAUAUCCUAUAUCCCUGGGGAUAUGAUAGAAAAGUUCCAGCUGAUCAUCAAGACUUAGAUAGAGUAGCUAGAGAAGCAGCAGCAGCAAUUAAGAAUGUAGAAGGUAAAGUUUACACUGUUGGACCAGCUGGAAGCACUCUAUAUCCAGCAGCUGGCGGAAGUGAUGAUUGGGCAAAGGGAGAUUUAAAACUAAAGUACUCUUACACAAUUGAGCUACGUGACGAAGGACGUUAUGGAUUUAUGCUUCCCGCAAAUCAGAUUAUUGCAUCAGGCGAGGAAUCACUAGCAUUUGCUCGUGUUUUAGCCAGAAAUCUCGUAAACGCAUAAGAUUAAUAGUUUAAGACAUUUUUGUACUUACAUCAUGAAGUGUUAUUGAAUAAUCAUAUUGAUCCAAAAUGUUGUUUUUGAUUUCUAAAGGAGUGCUUUCACAGGAAAUUGAAAUUGGCAUUUUGAUUGAUGGCAUAUCCAUAAUAAGUGGUUGAUUAAUUAAUGAUUCAGCCUCUUUCAGAAUGUCCUCAAUUGUUCGAUUAUCAUUCUCAAAUGCAAAUUUAUUAUCACUUAAGGACGUAAGUUGUCGCGAAAUCUCAUCAAAAAUCGAAUCGACAUCGUCAUUUUCACAAUUUUCUUCGUUCUUGAGGAAAUCGCUUAACGAUGUGUUGGAUAUAAUCUCCAACAUCUCUAUUGGAGUGUCUUUAUUCACUUUUAUAUCAUCCAUUCCAAUUAGUGACACCUUUUUCGAGAAACAUGAAAAAUAACAACAGAAAAAUAGAACGAGUAA
Messenger RNA from Chironomus riparius, 1858 nucleotides. The record is from the annotation of a GenBank genome assembly. Lineage: Eukaryota; Metazoa; Arthropoda; Insecta; Diptera; Chironomidae.